CGUUUGCCUACUUAGUAGCUAAUAUAAUGUUCCAUUUGCUCUUUACAGAUCAACCAUGCAGUCAAUAUAUCUGACGUCAAUAUUUAUAACACUAUGUGCUACAACGACGUAUGUGAAACAAACGCAAAAGAACUUGACCACGAUGUUCCGAGACGAACAGAUAAUUUUCUCAUCAAACUUCAAUAUCACUAAACUCUUAGUCCCUGCUGACGGCCAGAAAUAUCUUCAAGCAGAAUCUUCAGACAUACCAUCAAUCUUCUUUACCGUCACAGACCCAAAAUCUGAAGGAGGCAGCUGUAUCUAUGUUCUAGAAGGCUUCGCAGCUUACGAAAUCCUAGAAGGAGGCAGAGACUCCACAGCAGACUACAGUUUUGACAAGACCAUAUAUUUCGGUGCCAAAGAUGGCCUUUACAAAUAUCACCCAGACACUUUAUCAGCAAAAAAGUUCGGCCCGUUUAGAGAUGAUAUUAUUCAACUACAGAAAGCUAAUGGAACUGAUACCAUUUACAUACUUAACAGUGAAAAUAAAAUUUAUAAAAUAGAAAAGAAUGGGACAGUUAAAACGAGGAUGCAAAGCAUUGGUUGUGCUUUAGAAUUUGUUCUAGAUACUUCUAAUAAUAUCUAUUACGUCUCUUGUGGAGAUAGGAUGCCUCAUAUAAUCAAAAAUGAUGGCAAUGUCCUCAGUCUCACAGCUAGCGUUAUUGAAGAUUUCAAAGAAAUAAAACUGCUAAGACCUGCAUUCAUAAUGGAGAAUUGCAUUCCAUUCUUUGGUGAUGGAAACUUGUACAUCCUAUAUUCAAAUGGUACUUAUGAGAAAAAAGAUUUAACGAUCAAAGAAAAGCCUUCAGCGUUUAGUGUGGAUGCGGCUUUAUAUCUAGUAGCAGCUGUGAAUGGAAAAAUUUAUGAAUUUAAUGUAAUGGAAGUUUUAAUCAGAUCAAUGUUUGGUGUCGCUACGGAAUGGCCGAAGGAUGUGACCAAGAUCAUCAUGUCGAUCAUAGAAACAGCGAAAGACAGUGUAUUUGGAUUUUCUAAAGACGGAUAGAAUUUGUGCUUAUUUCGUAAAACGAGUGACUAGAGACUACUAAUUGACUGUUUUUAUUAUCGUCAUAGUUCUGACAAUAUUUUGACAUUUCUUUGUAGCAAAGUUAAUGUACUUUCUGUUGUUUUUCAUUGCCUUUCCAAUCGGGAAGAUGACUAAUUUUGUGAUAUUAAUUGACGCAUAGAUUUGUGAAACGUAUUGGAUUCGUAUUUUUUUCUAUGGAAUGUAAAUGGUUGAGUUAUUGAACUGUACCUUCUUCAUGGUAGUGUACAAUGUGGGGCACAUCCACCUGACCACCUUUAAGUUAAUGUUUGCUUGCAC
Molecule: messenger RNA, 1360 nt
Organism: Spodoptera litura
Lineage: Eukaryota; Metazoa; Arthropoda; Insecta; Lepidoptera; Noctuidae
Source: RefSeq, a predicted model, not a curated record